AAAAAAUAAAAAAUAAUAAAAGCUGCUUGUUUAUUAAAAGAUCAGCAAAUACUAUUCAAUCUUUAUGCUUUACAAACAUUAAAAAUGUCCAUUAGUAAUUUAGAAUAGAAAUAGUCCAUAAUUGAGGGUGAGCAACAAAUGAGCCUUCAACCAUUAAUUUAAGAAGCAAAGAUUAGUUUAAUUUAGUCUGAAGGAUUGAUUUAUCCUGCUUCUUCAGAUGAUGACAUUAAAAUUGAAGAAGAACCAAAGAGUACUGUCUUUGUAGCUACAGCAUAAACCCUAAAAAGUGGAAUAGGUUCUGGAGUACUCUUCCUCCCUAGCACAUUCCAAGCUUGCGGUAUCACAUUGAGUUCCAUAUUCAUGGUGUUAUGUGCUAUUGUUUGCUACUUUUGCUGGUCACUUAUCAGUUAAAUAAUUAGAUUUUAAGAAAGUACUGACACUAAAGAUCCAACAAAUAAGCAUCUCACUUUGGAUGAAGCUGGUGGAAAAUUAUUUGGGAAAGGAUUCAAAAUUUUCAUAUAAGUAUGUACAUAUAUUUAUUCCUAUUCUACUUGCUUCGGAUACGCCAUAUUUAUCUACUAAUCAACAGAAGACACUAUUCCAAAUCACAUGGUUACUAUGGCCAUCAUGUAUGCCAUAUAUCUUCCUUUUUCCAUGUAUAAAAGAAUUGACAGGCUCUAUUUAUUAACAUAUAUUGCUUUGGCUGCAAAUAUAAUCACUUUAGUAUUCAUAGUUGGCAAGUCAAGUUACAUUAUUGGUACAACGAAUGUAAACUUUCCUAAGUUAACUCAAUUCAAUUUCUCAUAAUUACCUUUAUAAUUUGGAGUUUUUUCUUUUGCUUAUGACAUAAAUGGUGUUUACACUGAAAUUCAUGCUUCUAUGAAAAAUAAAAACCAAUUCGAUAAGGUCUUGCAAUAUUAUUUGACAAUUUUCACAAUUAUGGGCAUCCUUGUUGGUUUAUUGGGAUAUGUUGCUUUUGGAGAAGACACUGAAGCUGUCAUUUUUAACAAUAUUGGCUCUAUGGAUGGUGUAGGUACAGGAUUAGCAUUCUUAUACAGCUUAGCAGAAUUAGCCAGCAUUUUACUUUAUGUUUUUUGUGUGGUGAAAUUCUUUGAUAAAACUAUAAAUAAAUACGUAUUAAAAAAUGCAACAAAAUGUAUGACUUUCUUCUAAGAAUUUUUUGUAAGGUCUGUACUUUUUUUCUCGUUCGCUUUUCUAGGUCUGUAUGUCACUCAAAUUAACGCUGUUUUUAACAUUAUGGGUUGUGUCUUUUGUACAAUUUUGACAUAUGCAUGUCCUAUUUUCCUUUACCACAAAGCCAGAAAAAUCUAAGACAGAAUAUUGAAUUCAAAUUAGGUUCAAGAUUGUGAAAAGGGCGAAAGCUGUGAAAAACCAAGUAUAAUUUUAUUGAAUAAAAGUAAUUGGAUCUAUGUUCUUAGCAUUUUCUGUCUUAUUUUUGGUUUACUAGGAGGCAUUUCUGGGCUUGUUAGCACAAUAAUUUCCUUAUAACAAUCUGGUUUUUGAAAAAUUUUAUAAAAAAAUUAAUAAAAUAUAAAAUAAUAAAAAUAUUUGUAAAAAUAUGAAAUUCAUAGUAUUAAAUCUACUUUUAUAUUUAUUUAUAUCAAAUUUGUUUAAAUUUUGAAGUUUGA
This is a messenger RNA of Tetrahymena thermophila SB210, 1649 nucleotides long. RefSeq names its product transmembrane amino acid transporter protein. The record is from RefSeq and is a predicted model, not a curated record. The transcript has a single exon. NCBI's taxonomy places the organism in Eukaryota, Ciliophora, Oligohymenophorea, Hymenostomatida, Tetrahymenidae. Gene Ontology annotation, biological process: amino acid transmembrane transport. Gene Ontology annotation, molecular function: amino acid transmembrane transporter activity.